AUGGGUGAUCGUAAUGUGGAGAAAUUAAUACGGAAAUAUAUUGAUAAACGGGAUGAUAAACUUGUUGAUAUUGUGGAACGAUGCUUACGGAAGGGUUAUGAUUAUGAGAAGAUGAGGGAUCGUGUUAGCGAUCAUCUCCGUGAUUCAACUUCACGGAAGCGUUUAAUCGAUGCGCUUUCUGAUGCAUUUCCACAGUUUGCUCGAAGACGGAAACAUCGGUUCGAGGAAACGAAGGAUACUAAAGAUGGGUCACUGAAGAAGCCUAAACUUGAAGAACGAUCAGACUCUAAUCCAACACCAGCUACACCAAUCAUCACUAAACCGAUAUUGUCGAAUGUUUCUCUUAUCAAAACAGAACCAAAGAAAUCGGAUGAAAUUACGGAAGAAGAGCUCAAAAGCAAGGAAUUGAUGUAUCAAGCUCAAAUGGCAAUUGAGGAGCGGAAGCGACAAUUGAAUCUUACAGCAAGGCCUGGCAUAGUAGCUCAAGCUGUGAUUUCAAAAGCAUCAAAACUAAAUACAAAGGAAGCUAGCAUGUUUAUGAAUUACUCAAUGGAGAAAAUUAAUAGGGUCAAGGAACUGAAAGAAAAAUUAGCACAACGAACAGCAACAGUUGCGCAGCUUGUUAAGAAGGAUGCUAGCGAUGGAGCAAUUUCAAAAGCAAAAGUAACCGAUGAACCGGAGCAGAGAAUUGUCGAGUAUUUAGAUCCUCGAAUUAGUUUAAAAUCUGCUCAGCGGAAGCAGCGUGCAAUUGUUUUCCAUGAUAAAGGCGAAUUUGAGAAAUUGGCCCAACGUGAACGAGCCAAAGCUCGUUUAGCAAUUUUGCAAGCAGAAAUUACGCAAAUAGCCAAGAAAACAGGAAUGUCCUCGUCAGUAAAACUGGCUAUGCUAACUCCAUCAUCAUCUGCGGUGAGUGACGUUCCAGUCGUAGAGUGGUGGGACGAAGUCGUGCUAGGUGGCAGUUAUGACUUGAUACCUGAAGAGAAUAUUGAUUCCGACGACAAGUAUGUGAAGACAAUCACAAACUUGGUGGAACAUCCUAUCCAACUCAAACCCCCUGAUGAGCCUCUUCAACCGCAGUAUCUGAAGGUUUACUUAACAAGUCGAGAGCGAAAAAAGAUCCGACGGCAGAACAGAAAGGAAGCACAGAAGGAACAGACGGAGAAAAUAAGGUUAGGUUUAAUCAAAGCUCCAGAACCGAAAGUUAAAUUAUCAAAUUUGAUGAGGGUAUUGGGUUCGGAUGCUGUUCAGGAUCCGACUAAAGUCGAAGCUCACGUGCGUAAACAAAUGGCUGAAAGACAGCGUAAGCAUGAAGCGGCAAAUCAGCAGAGAAAGCUCACUAAAGAGCAACGGUCGGAAAAGAAAGUUCGGAAAAUUAAGGAAGACACUUCGUUGGCUGUUCAUAUGGCAGUUUAUAAAGUCAAAUCUUUGGCUCAUCCAGCGAAGAAGUUUAAAGUUGAAAUGAACGCUAAGCAACUGCAUAUGACGGGUUUGAUUCUGCUGCACAAUAAUAUCAAUCUUGUAAUUGUUGAAGGCGGACCGAAACAACAAAAAGCAUUCAAAAAUUUGAUGUUGAAUCGAAUCAAAUGGGGGGAUGAAAUUAUUGGCCAAAAAAAAGAAGCCGAAAACAAAGAUACGCCUGGUGAAAGAAAUGAUUGUUCCUUGAUUUGGGAAGGUCUCCAGAAACGACGAAAUUUUGGUGAAGUGAAAUGUAUGGUUGCUACACUAGAAAAACAAGCAAGAGAAAUUUUGGAAAAACAUGAAGCGGCACACUUUUGGGAUCUCGCUUAUAGUACUUCACUUUUGGCCGAUGAAGCUAGCGCUUAA
Molecule: messenger RNA, 1824 nt
Organism: Loa loa (African eye worm)
Lineage: Eukaryota; Metazoa; Nematoda; Chromadorea; Rhabditida; Onchocercidae
Exons: 11
Coding region: 1-1824 (607 amino acids)
Biological process (GO): mRNA splicing, via spliceosome
Cellular component (GO): U4/U6 x U5 tri-snRNP complex
Source: RefSeq, a predicted model, not a curated record